Messenger RNA from Cajanus cajan (pigeon pea), 2062 nucleotides. Its product is annotated as cyclin-A1-1. Gene Ontology annotation, biological process: mitotic cell cycle phase transition. Gene Ontology annotation, molecular function: cyclin-dependent protein serine/threonine kinase regulator activity. Lineage: Eukaryota; Viridiplantae; Streptophyta; Magnoliopsida; Fabales; Fabaceae. The record is from RefSeq and is a predicted model, not a curated record.
CACGUGGAAGCGAACCCGCUCCCAACGGAUACCGAGCCAAAUCAACGGUUCACAUCUCUUUCCAUUUCAAAUUUAUCCACUUUCCUUCUUUCCUACACACACUGUAUUGUAUCCAUCUUUGCCUUACUUCUGCAACAACAAAACCACUCUCCGAUUAUUCUUAUAAAUAAAUAUAUAAUAAUUAAAUUAUACAUCGUACUAUCGACGAGUUUCAUUGGAAGAUUCGAAAUGUCGACGCAGAAUCGUCGUUCGUCGUUUUGUUCCUCAACGGCGUCGUCUUUGGCGAAACGACAGCCGUCAGUGCCGUCGGGAAAGACUCAGCCUGCGGCGAAGAGAGCGCCUCUUGCUAACCUCACCAAUCAGAAGAAUGCUUCGGUGUCAAGUGCAACAAAAAUUGCCAAGACCAAGAAAGAGGCUCCUUCAAAAACCAAUAUCACAAGAUCAACAAUUUGUGGUAACAAAUUACCCAAGUUAAAAACUAUUAACUCAAGCACAGUUGUUAUUCCAAAGGCUAAUUCUUUACCACAAAGGAAGGAUGCUGCUGCUCACACAGUCUCAGUGCCCCUUCGGAGCAGCAUCGAUGUUUCUCCUAGUAAAUCAGAUGGAAGGUCCGUUUCCAUGGAUGAGACAGUGUCUUCUUGUGAUUCUAUCAAUAGUCCUGAAGUUGAAUAUCUGGACAACAAGGAUGUUUUUGCUGCUGAUUCAAUUCAGAGAAAGAUAAUAAGUAGUUUGAACGUUUCUGAUACUACAGAGCCAGAGGGUGGUAAAAUAUGUAGUAGGGAAAUAAUUGUUGGGUCAGAAAGAGAGGACAAGAUUGUCAAUAUCGACAAUGUUUACUCUGAUCCGCAGCUUUGUGAAGCCUAUGUUUGUGACAUCUACAAGCACCUACGUGAAUCAGAGGAAAAGAAAAGGCCUUCCACAGACUUCAUGGAGAGAAUUCAGAAGGACAUAAAUGUUAGCAUGCGCGCUAUAUUGAUUGACUGGCUUGUUGAGGUGGCUGAGGAGUAUCGACUUGUACCUGAUACAUUGUAUUUGACAGUGAACUACAUAGAUCGGUAUCUUUCAGGGAAUGCUAUGAAUAGCCAAAGGUUACAGUUACUCGGUGUUUCCUGCAUGAUGAUUGCCUCUAAAUAUGAAGAGAUUUGUGCACCUCAGGUGGAAGAAUUUUGUUAUAUAACAGAUAAUACGUACUUAAAAGAAGAGGUUUUGCAAAUGGAAUCUACUAUCCUGAAUUAUCUUAAGUUCGAAUUGACAGCCCCAACAAUUAAAUGUUUCUCAAGACGAUUUGUUCGUGCAGCUGCUCAAGAUGUCCAGGAGCUGCCUUCCCUUCAACUAGAGUGCUUAACCAAUUAUAUUGCCGAAUUAUCCCUCUUGGAGUACACUAUGCUCUCUUAUCCUCCAUCACUGAUAGCUGCUUCUGCAAUUUUCCUUGCCAAGUUUAUACUUGCCCCUUCAAAGAGACCAUGGAAUUCAACAUUGCAGCAUUACACGCUCUAUCGGCCUUCUGAUUUGUGUGCAUGUGUAAAAGAUCUCCAUCGUCUGUGUUGCAGCAACCAUGAUUCUAAUUUACCUGCAAUCCGAGAGAAAUACAGUCAGCACAAGUACAAAUGCGUGGCCAAGAAGCACAUUCCUACUUCAAUACCUCAAGAAUUUUUUCAGAAGUGAGUUAAGGAAUCCACAUUGACAAUCCAAUUAAUGGUUGCACUGUCCAAGUUUUGGCAAAAAUAAUCUCUCAAUGAUGCAAGGACUAUGCCAUGUUAAAAGCAUAGUUGGAACCUGAAUGAUAUCUCAUGUUGUGACACAGAUCAAACAUUUCACAUUAAUAUCAAUAUAUCAUUGAGAUGUGCUGGUGGAGCUAGCGUUCUACUACUAUGGUUCGACCAAUGGUUCAUUGGCUGGCAUAAGAAGUCAUUAAUAUUCCAUAUGACAAAUUCCGUUCUCUUGUAUACACAAAACACAUUAAAUGCUAAUCAGUUAUAGGAAUUAGAAUAUCAAUCUUCUCAUUCUCAGUGUAUACGCUGCAGGUGUUAUCUCUUCUAUUCAAAAUAUGUUUUGUUGCUCA